UUCAGAGUUGGCGGGUGGAGUAACUUUGCGUGAACUUUUUUUGUAAAGAUUUUUGUUUGUAUAAAAUGUUGAAAGAAGUACCGAUCAGUCAAGGACUGAGGAAUGGAUUUUAAGCGUCUCACUGAAAAAUCCAGUUAAACCGGUUAUAACUUUGUAGUUCCCGGUAGGCGUCGCGUACUGCUUUGUUCGCCUGUUAAACUCUGUAGUUUUGAAGCAAUUAGAUCGCAAUCUCCUAACGAAAAAAUGCUUAUGAUUAAAAACUAUUUCGAUGUCCAACAGAGACGCCGCUGAACUUUGGUAUUUUCGAUAACGAGGGAGGUGUGUUGGCAUGUGGCGGGGCAGAAAUCACUUGUGACAGGCAGCUGAGGAGAGCGCACCGGCUUCUUACAGUUACUUUGUUGAAGCUACACGAUUCCUGCAGUUCCGUGUUCGGGGUGGAGGGACAGAAAUCUCAUCAUCAUUAUGUUUUUUGUACUCUGAAAAUGUCGGGGCAGCCGCCCGUUUACCCUUUUUUGAGUUUCGUAAGAUAAACCAGUAAGAGAGAAGCUGGACGUACUUUUCAGAUGCGACAGCUUCAGAGUUCAUGUAGUGGAAAUCGAAGACGAGCUACAGGACGCUGCAAGAUGAGAUCUUGUAAAAACGGGAUGAACACUGUGGACGGGUACGUCCUGUCGGUGGACGUGGGGACAACCACCAUCAGAGGUUACAUUUAUGGCAGGGACGGCACUGUCAGAGGCUCCAGCAGCAAAAAGAUUAAACUUUUAUACCCAAAACCAGGAUGGGUGGAGAUAGACCCAGAAGAGCUUUGGCAACAGUUUGUCAGCGUAGUAAAAGAGGCUGUUCAAGCUGCAGGUUUGCAAAUGAAACAGAUCUUAACCUUAGGAAUCUCAACACAGCGAGCUACAUUCACUACAUGGAGCAAAGAAACCAGGAAACCUUUUCACAACUUUAUUAGCUGGCAGGACCUCCGAGCAACUGAGCUAGUGAAGUCUUGGAACAGUUCAUACUUAAUGAAGGUAAUUCAUGGCUGUGGCAAAAUGUUGCACUUUCUAACCAGACAAAAAAGAUUUCUUGCUGCAAGUAUUAUCAAGUUUUCAACCCAGCAUGUCACAUUUCGUCUGGCUUGGGUCUUGCAGAACAUAAAACAGGCACAGGAAGCUGUAGAAAAAGAUGACUGCUGCUUUGGAACAAUAGAUACGUGGCUACUGUACAGACUCACCAAUGGUGCUGUACAUGCGACUGAUUACUCAAAUGCAAGUUCCACUGGGAUCUAUGAUUCUUAUCAGUUGUGUUGGAGUGAGUUUUUAUGCUCUAUCAUAUCUUUGCCGCUGUCUAUAUUUCCUAAGGUUGAGAAUACAAGUCACAGCUUUGGCACUUCAGAUCCUGAAAUUUUUGAUUAUCCAAUUCACAUUAAAUGUAUGGUUGCUGACCAACAGGCAGCUAUGUUUGGCGAGUGCUGCUUUAAUGUAGGAGACAUUAAAAUUACAAUGGGUACUGGUACAUUCAUGGAUAUCAAUACUGGCAGCAAACCGCACACAUCAAUUGCAGGAUUAUAUCCAGUCAUUGGGUGGAAAAUUGGACAAGAACUGGUCUACCUAGCUGAGGGCAAUUCAGCUGAUACUGGCACAGCAGUUAAAUGGGCACAAGAACUAAGUCUUUUUUCAGAUGCAGCAGAAACCGAAGCAAUGGCAAAUAAUGUGUCUGAUAGUGAAGGAGUCUGUUUUGUUCCAUCUUUCAGUGGUUUGCAGGCUCCCUUGAAUGAUCCUCGUGCUUGUGCUUCAUUUAUGGGCUUGAAACCAUCAACAACAAAAAAUCACCUUGUUCGAGCAAUCUUGGAAUCGAUAGCUUUCAGAAAUAAACAACUUUAUGACACCAUGGUCAGAGAAACCUGCAUUCCAGUGAACAACAUCAGGGCUGAUGGAGGAGUUUGCAGUAAUAACUUUGUGAUGCAGCUCACAUCAGAAUUGCUAAACGAGAAAAUUGACCGGCCAAAACAUGUUGAAAUGUCUAGCCUUGGUGCAGCAUUCAUUGCAGGAUUAGGAACAGGUUUCUGGUCUAACACUGAAGAGAUAAAGUGUUUAAGAAGCACAGAGAAAGUGUUCCUCCCUAAGAAUGCAAAUAAAAAUUAUGAACACAUUAUAGAUAUGUGGGAAGAAGCUUUGAAGCGUUCUAUGCACUGGUACAGCAAAAGAUAGCACGGCAUAUACAGAGAGUUUUAAAAUGCAUCUUCUACUUGAACUGUGUGUAUUAAUACAUUUAGCUCAGAUUAGCAAAUGUACAGUUUAUUAUGAAAAAGUACACUAUUUUUGUAAUGAUGUCUUAUUGCAAGAUAGUCAAAAAAGGCCUAUUAGGACUAUGACAGAUCAAUUAUCAUUUCCUAUAUUAAAAAACACAUACUGUAGUUGUGCAUUCAAGAAUGAGGCAAAGUGAUAGUGACUUUUUAAAAAUCAACUAUCUGAACAAAAGUAAGGCUGAAAUAUUUAUACAGCUGCUUAUGACCAGUUUUUUACACUGAAUCAGAAUCUUAACAUUACAAAUGUACUUACAUAGUAAUUAAAGCUUGAUGAUGUGAUUUUCUUAGCUUAGUGAAAUUAAUUAUAAUUAAUUAAUUAUGGAUUUUUUAGAGGUAAAUCCUAUGGUCACAAGGUCACACCAAACAUCUGAAGCUACCUCUCUUUGACAUCUCCAUUCUGUGCCAUUAGCCAUUUCUAUAUUACUCUGUUUCUUCUUGUUGACACUUUCAACUUUUAGUCAACCAUUUUCUUGGAAAUAUCUUGAGAAAGCUUACAAGUCCAUGUUAAGACAAUUUUUGGCUUUACAAAUAUUCUAUAAAUUUUAUAUAUAUUUUACAGUUCAUGUUCAUUAAUAAUAAACAGGUCAAUUUCAUGUCUUGAAAUAGUCAUAACUUUUAGUAAUUCCUCUAAAAGUAAAAAAUAAAAGGUAAUCCAGUUUAAAAUAUAUAUCUCAAAUUUGUUUGUUUACGAGUUGCACAUAAAUAUAAUACAGUUGUGAUGAAAUUGUAUUGUGACUUCUGCAAAAUCUUCUUUGAAAUUCAUUUGUCUAUAUAAAAAUGUAUUUUUUUUAGCUUUGUUAAUUUAUAUUUGUACCUAAACUGUAUUUAAUUAAUUGAGCACUACUUGAAAUGCACCUUUUUAAUAUAAAAUAGUAUCAUGAAUAAAGAAAAAGAAAUGAUGUCGCAAGAUACAAAUCGGUACAAAUCAAUAAGCUUGGUUGAAGGAAUGAGUGUCAAUAAACAUACAAACCAAGACUGGAUAAUGAGGUUUGGAAAAUUAAUUUCCAGAGCUCAGUAGAUAUUGGCAUGUUGGUACAAUAAGAUAAAAAUAAGGAAAGCACACUUUAAGUGAAGUACAUUUUGACAUGUUUACAAAUAUUCAGUAAAUAUUGCAGCCAAAUUCUUAAAUGUGCCAGUUUUUAAAGUUUUAACAUUAUUAAGUGCUGUAGAUGUGAAAAGAGAACUCAUCAUUGUGCUAAUAUGUUAUUAAGUGGUCUUAAAGGCUUUAAGUACUGUGGUGUUGUGGGCAUUUGUUUCCGGCCUGCAAUUUGCCUCUUUGUUAAGCCAACAGCACUAUCAUCAGAUUGUGAAAACCUACUUAACCUCUUUAGCGUUGCAUUUUAUUCCAAAAAACCAUGUAAAAACUGCAUAUAAUCUCAAAAUGAGUCGUUUGUGUGGUAAAGCACGGUGAAAGACACAAUCCAAUGUCACAGUCGGGACAAUAAUAGUGUGUUUCUUUUCAGAUUUUUUUUCCAGGUUUAUCAGUUUUUGAGUUGGAUUCUGUUUUUUUUUUUCUUUCUGUUGGAGGUAUAUGCUCAAAAUGUCUACCAAUAAGACGCUCUGGAUUGAUCCGCAAUGUGUUAGGUCGAACUUGUCUUUUUAGCGAUAGUGUGGACAGUGGAUGUACAGCAAUGAUUUGUUGUACAAGCUGGCAUGUAAAGUUUGCAUGAGAUACAGUUUCGCCAGCUUUUUAUUUGUAUAAGACGAAUGCAUUCCAAAAUGCACUGUUCCACUACAUGACAAAAUAUCUUUUUGUAGUAUUUAAAUUUUGUUGUCUCCGCUUAACGGGAUAGAAAGUCAGUUCUUGAUCUGCACAAUCUACGCUGUCCAUUGUGUUAUUGUAGUUGACCACAGCACAAGGCUUUGUAAUCUGCUUAUUGCCUUUUGCCUGUACAGUGACCAUAGCUGCAUUAUGUACAGUGCUAAGAAGACAAACAUGCGUCUUGUCUUUCCAUCUCAGCCUAAGCACUUUACCCUUUUGCCAAGCUACUAGCACACCUUGCUGUAAUUUAGCUCUGCCAAUGUCUAAAGGGCAUGCCACGACGGUUGAGAUGCACUGUUCCAUAUGCGUCAGACUUUCUUUGCAGCAAGAUGUCAAAUAGCUCUGGUGAAGUAUAAAUUGUCCAUGGUUACACAGUAAACUUGAUCCCGCAGAGCAUUUAUCAAAGUCAGCACCAAUGAUGUAGCAUUUUGGAUCAAACAUUGUCCCUUUCCUUGUAUACAGAACUGAAUUCUAAAUGUAUCCCGUUUUAGAUUCACAAAUCUCGUAAAAUUUUAUGCUAAAUCUUACUCUUUUUGACACAAUGUACUUUAUCCAUGACAGUCUACCCUUUCAUCGAUGCUGACAUCAUGGUCCAGAAUGUAAACGCUCCAAAAUUUUGCUACAAAGGCCUUGUGUAUCUCCCAAAUUUUCUUCAGUUUGGGUGCUGGGUGGAUAUUUUCAUCAAAGUCUUCGUUGUUGGUAAAGUGCAGAUAUUUCAUAAUUAGUGAAAACCUGCACUCAGACAUAAUUCUUCCAAAGAACAGCAGCACUGACAACACUUUUACAGCCAGAGUGAUUCUCAGUUCUAACACUUACGCAAGAUGCAUCUGUACAAUUGUCUGAGUGACACUUGGGACUAAUGCUUUUAGCAUGGUUUUUGCAGCCUGAGUAAAAAUGCUAAGGAGUUUAUUUUUUAUUUUUAUUUUUUUUGAUGAGCUCUAAGAGGCAAUUCUGAACUGUUAUAAACAUUAUACUGUUACUGAAUUUAUGUUGCAAAAAAAAGAGGCAAAAAUCAAGCAUGGAAGUGAUGAUUAAAAAAUGAUUACCUUUCAACACAGUUAAUUUAUAUGAUUUAUUUUUAUUUUUCCUUAUUUUACUUUAUCUGUAACUUCAGAACCUGUAGUAUAGUAUUUCCUUUUAUUGCUUAUAUAAUGUAUGUAUAUUUUUCAAAUCUACUUAUGGAGAUGCAGUUUAGAAAGCAAACCAGGAUAAUCUGCCAGUACAUCACAAAACCAGUUCACACACACAAUCGCAUUCAGACAGCCAAUUUUGAAUCUUGAGUUGACCUUUCGUGUGCGAGGAAAACUGGAGUAAUCUGACAAUAGAUAACUGAAGGACUCAAACCCAAAAUGCUGGGUUCAUCUUGAAGCAAAAUUUAAAUCUGCUUUGUUUUGUUGUCCUUUUGAUCAGAAGCGGUUUAUCAAGCAAGUAGUACAAUAUAAGUUAAACCAGAGGAAUUUGAAGUAAGCAUACCCACAAAAAUAUUAAAGAAUCUGGUAUUUUGGAAAAAAGAUUUGCACACUAUAAAUGCAUUCUGUAAUCUCUUUUUAAUGUGAACACACCUGCUCUUGUCAUAAUAAUGUUCAUCGCUGUGCUAAUGAACUGCUCCAAUGUCUGUCAAACAAACGAUGCAGGCCUCAUACUAUAUCCAGGUUGUUAUGCUUUAGAAAAUUACCUUCUAAUGUUCAUGUUGUAAUUCAUUUAAUUAUUGUAAACAAGAAUGUACAGUAUGUGAUACAGCUUAGCUAGUGAAAUUACAUGCUGCUUGUUACAAAAUUAUUAAAAAUACAUUAAAAUUUGGAAUGAUAUUGCAAAAAAGGACACUAAGUUGUCAUACUAAAUGUUAGUAACAGACAUUGCAAUGAAUUUAGGUGACACUACUGCGUAUUCUGUUUGUGUGUUGCUAAUAGAAUGAGGAUGCAGUAUGGUGUCUUCUAAAUGUCCUUUUGCUGUCUAUGAGCAGGGAAUGCACUGUGUAAUAAAUAAUGAGACUGCUGUGUUUGUUGAAACAUAGCUGAGCUGCUAAAAGUUGAUCAUGUUAUGACCGGUGUUGAGCAUUUUUAAACUGGCAAAACAGUAAACAAUUAAUAGUCAUUGUUUUGUUUGUGCCUUUUAACAAGUUAUUUGUGUUAUACAUAUUGGUAUCUUUUGUGUAUUGUUAAGUAAUCAAGUUAUAACCAAUUACCUCUGUUUUUUUCUUCUUUUUUUAUUCAUGUUGUUAUUGAAAAAAAUGUUAUGAUUAUUUUUGUUUGGUUUGGUAACUGUGUCACUUUCCAGACUGAAAAGGACUUUGAAUAGCAGGGCAGUACAUCACAACACAGAUGAAGUAAUGACAUAAUAAAACUUAAUUUGUAUAUACUA
Messenger RNA from Erpetoichthys calabaricus (reedfish), 6416 nucleotides. It is a transcript of the gene gk5, whose product is annotated as glycerol kinase 5. Gene Ontology annotation, cellular component: mitochondrion. Gene Ontology annotation, molecular function: glycerol kinase activity. NCBI's taxonomy places the organism in Eukaryota, Metazoa, Chordata, Cladistia, Polypteriformes, Polypteridae. The transcript has 16 exons. Gene Ontology annotation, biological process: glycerol metabolic process; glycerol-3-phosphate biosynthetic process; triglyceride metabolic process. The coding region runs from base 564 to 2195 and encodes 543 amino acids. The record is from RefSeq and is a predicted model, not a curated record.